Molecule: messenger RNA, 6112 nt
Organism: Conger conger (European conger)
Lineage: Eukaryota; Metazoa; Chordata; Actinopteri; Anguilliformes; Congridae
Product: dihydropyridine-sensitive L-type skeletal muscle calcium channel subunit alpha-1-like
Exons: 45
Coding region: 196-5799 (1867 amino acids)
Biological process (GO): calcium ion import across plasma membrane
Cellular component (GO): membrane; voltage-gated calcium channel complex
Molecular function (GO): high voltage-gated calcium channel activity
Source: RefSeq, a predicted model, not a curated record
GAGGAAGGGGGCAGCAGUGGAGAGAGAGCAUGUAUUGAGUUUGUCGGACGUGUCAGAAACAGAGGGAGUGCGAGCAGGGGCGCAUACGGACCCCGGUUGGAAUACAGCGAGAGGGAGCGGCAUUUUGGAGCAGGGGGACAGCGUCUAUCCGGGGGAAGGGGGCCGCGUUUCGUGAGGAGAACAGGACAGGCCAAGAUGGAGGACCGAGGCGAUGCCCCGAUGACCUCCUUCAUCAUGGACGAGGAGGAGCUGAAGAGGAAGCAGAGGGAGAAGCUGAAGAAGAUGCAGGCCACCGGGGGCAACCCCCGCCCCGCCCGCUCCCUCUUCUUCCUCACGCUGAAGAACCCCUUCCGCAAGGCCUGCAUCAACAUCGUGGAGUGGAAACCCUUUGAGAUCAUCAUUCUCUUGACCAUCUUCGCCAACUGCGUGGCCCUGGCCGUGUUCCUGCCCAUGCCAGAGGAAGACACCAACAACACAAACUCCAGCCUGGAGGGCCUGGAAUACAUCUUUCUGAUCAUUUUCACAUUGGAGUGCUUUCUCAAAAUAAUUUCAUAUGGGUUUCUGUUCCACGAAGGAGCCUACUUACGAAACUGUUGGAACAUACUGGACUUUGUCAUCGUGUUCAUGGGGCUUUUCACGCUUGCCCUGGACACCAUUAAUAAAAUAUCCGGGGUCCAUGUGGAAGAGAAGGGAGGCGGGUUCGACAUGAAGGCCCUGAGAGCGUUCAGGGUCCUGAGGCCGCUGCGCCUCGUCUCCGGCGUGCCCAGCCUGCAGGUGGUGAUGAACUCCAUCCUGAGGGCCAUGCUGCCACUGCUGCACAUUGCCUUGUUGGUGUUCUUCAUGGUCACCAUCUAUGCCAUCAUGGGCCUAGAACUCUUCAAGUGCAAGAUGCAUAAGACCUGCUACUACACUGGCACAGAGAUCAUCGCGGUCAAUGAGAACGAGGAGCCCGCGCCGUGCGCCCAGGCGGGUAACGGACGCCGCUGCACCAUAAACGGGACGGACUGCCGGGCGGGCUGGGCGGGACCCAACCACGGCAUCACCCACUUCGACAACUUCGGGUUCGCCAUGCUCACCGUGUUCCAGUGCAUCACCAUGGAGAGCUGGACCGACGUGCUCUACUGGGUGAAUGAUGCCAUCGGGAACGAGUGGCCCUGGGUUUACUUUGUGACCCUCAUCCUGCUGGGGUCAUUCUUCGUGCUCAAUUUGGUUCUGGGUGUGCUCAGUGGGGAGUUCACUAAGGAGCGAGAGAAGGCCAAAUCGCGAGGCGAGUUUCAGAAACUGCGUGAGCGGCAGCAGUUGGAUGAGGACCUGAAGGGCUACAUGGACUGGAUCACCCAUGCCGAGGUCAUGGACAACGACCAGGAGGGCCAAGGGCUGCUUCCUCUGGAAGACGGGGGCUCAGAGACGGGCAGCCUCUAUGAGAAGGAGGGGAUGAGCCGACUUGUUUACUUCUAUCGCCGUGGACGUCACUGGAACCGCUUCUUCCGCAGAAAGUGCCACACGUGGGUCAAGUCGAAGGCCUUCUACUGGCUGGUGAUGCUGCUCGUGUUCCUCAACACCCUGGCCAUCGCCACCGAGCACCACCACCAGCCCGACACACUCACCAUCCUGCAAGACAAUGCUAACAAGGUGCUGCUGACCCUGUUUGCGGUGGAGAUGUUCCUGAAGAUGUACGCCUUCGGCCUGCCCGCCUACUUCAUGUCCAUCUUCAACCGCUUCGACUGCUUCGUGGUGACCGUGGGCAUCCUGGAGAUCAUCCUGGUGUCGACCGAAAUCAUGUCCCCCCUCGGCGUCUCUGUGCUCAGGUGUAUUCGCCUGCUGCGUCUCUUCAAGAUCACCAAGUAUUGGACAUCACUUAGCAACCUUGUCGCCUCCCUGCUCAACUCCGUGCGCUCCAUAGCCUCCCUGCUCCUCCUGCUCUUCCUCUUCAUCGUCAUCUUCUCCCUCCUGGGCAUGCAGGUGUUUGGAGGCAAAUUCAACUUCCCAGACAAGGAGGUGCAGCGCAGCAAUUUCGACAACUUCCCCCAAGCCCUCAUCAGCGUCUUCCAGAUCCUCACAGGAGAGGACUGGAACUCCCUGAUGUAUAAUGGAAUAAUGGCUUAUGGUGGACCAGUCUUCCCUGGGAUCCUGGUCUGCAUCUACUUCGUCAUUCUCUUCGUCUGCGGCAACUACAUCCUCCUGAAUGUCUUCCUGGCCAUCGCUGUGGACAACCUGGCAGAGGCAGAGAGCCUGACCUCGGCUCAGCGGGAGAAAGCUGUUGAGAAGCAGCGCAGGAAACUGCUCAGAACACUCAUUCCCGACAAGUCUCCAGAGGAGGAGAAGGCUUUGCUGCAGAAGAAGCUGGCAGAGCAGAGGGCUAAAGCAGAGGGGAUCCCCACCACAGCCAAGCUGAAAGUGGACGAGUUUGAAUCAAAUGUAAAUGAAGUUAAGGACCCAUUCCCUCCAGCCGAUUUUCCAGGUGACGAUGAAGAGGAGGAGCCAGAAAUCCCAAUCAGUCCCAGGCCACGCCCUAUGGCUGACCUGCAGUUAAAAGAGAAGGCGGUGCCCAUGCCAGAUGCCAGUUCCUUCUUCAUCUUUGGACCACAGAACAAGUUUCGUAAGCUAUGCCACCGGAUCAUCAACGCCACCACCUUCACCAACUUCAUCCUCCUCUUCAUCCUACUCAGCAGCAUGUCUCUGGCUGCUGAAGAUCCUAUCGAUCCAUUUUCCUUCAGGAACAAGAUCCUGGCUUAUGCCGACAUUGUCUUCACAUCAGUCUUCACCGUUGAAAUUGUGCUCAAGAUGACUACAUACGGUGCCUUCCUGCACAAAGGCUCCUUCUGUCGGAACUCUUUCAACAUCCUGGACCUGAUUGUUGUGAGCGUGUCUCUCCUCUCCAUGGGAAUGGAGUCCAGUGCCAUCUCUGUGGUGAAGAUUCUCAGGGUGUUGAGGGUGCUGAGGCCCCUGAGGGCUAUAAACCGAGCCAAGGGUCUGAAGCACGUGGUCCAGUGUGUGUUUGUGGCCAUCAAGACCAUCGGAAACAUCGUCCUGGUCACCAUGCUGCUGGACUUCAUGUUUGCCUGCAUUGGUGUGCAGCUCUUCAAGGGCAAGUUCUACAGUUGCACAGAUCCCUCUAAGAUAACUGAGAUGGAGUGCCAGGGAACGUUCAUUAGGUACAAGGAGAAUACUCUGCAGGAAAUGGUGAUCCAAAAGCGCGAGUGGGUCAACAGCGACUUCAAUUUCGACAACGUGCUGAACGGCAUGCUGGCUCUCUUCACCGUGUCCACGUUUGAGGGCUGGCCACAGCUCCUGUACAAAGCCAUUGACUCAGACAUUGAGGACAUGGGCCCCGUUUACAACAAUCGGGUGGACAUAUCGAUCUUCUUCAUCAUCUACAUCAUCCUCAUCGCCUUCUUCAUGAUGAACAUCUUUGUUGGCUUCGUUAUUGUCACCUUCCAGGAGCAGGGUGAGCAGGAGUACAAGAACUGCGAGCUGGACAAGAACCAGCGUCAGUGUGUGCAGUAUGCCCUGAAAGCCCGGCCCCUGCGGUGCUACAUUCCUAAGAACCCAUACCAGUACCGGGUGUGGUAUGUGGUGACGUCCUGCUACUUCGAGUACCUCAUGUUCCUGCUCAUCAUGUUUAACACCAUCUGCCUGGGCAUGCAGCACUGUAACCAGUCAGAACACGUGACAAAACUUUCCGACAUGAUGAACGUGAUCUUCACCGUGCUCUUCACCGUGGAGAUGAUCCUCAAACUCAUGGCCUUCAAAGCCAAGGGAUACUUCGGUGACCCCUGGAACGUGUUUGACUUCCUGAUUGUCAUCGGCAGCGUCGUCGACGUCGUACUGAGUGAGGUCGAUAGCGCCCUGGCCACUAGCGGGGGACUCUACUGCCUCCACGGCUGUGCAGAGACAAAUCCUAUGCAGGCCAUUGCAGACGCGGAGAACGCCCGGGUCUCCAUCACUUUUUUCCGGCUCUUCCGUGUCAUGAGGCUGGUGAAGCUGCUGAACCGCUCGGAGGGCAUCCGGAACCUGCUGUGGACCUUCAUCAAGUCCUUCCAGGCGUUGCCGUACGUGGCCCUCCUCAUCGUCAUGCUGUUCUUCAUCUACGCUGUGAUAGGGAUGCAGGUGUUUGGGAAGGUAGCUCUAGUGGACGGCACGCAGAUCAACCGGAACAACAACUUCCAGACGUUCCCUCAGGCCGUCCUUCUGCUGUUCCGAUGUGCCACGGGGGAGGCGUGGCAGGAGAUCAUGCUGGCCAGCAUGUCCGGGAAGCUCUGCGAUCCCAAGUCAGACGUCCUGCCGGGGGAGGAGUACACCUGCGGAGCCAACUUCGCCGUGUUCUACUUCCUGAGCUUCUACAUGCUCUGCGCUUUCCUGAUCAUCAACUUGUUUGUGGCGGUCAUCAUGGACAACUUUGACUACCUCACGCGUGAUUGGUCAAUCCUUGGUCCCCACCACCUGGAUGAGUUUAAGAGGAUCUGGGCGGAGUACGACCCCGAAGCCACGGGGCGGAUCAAGCACUUGGAUGUGGUUACUCUGCUGCGGAGGAUCCAGCCUCCACUGGGAUUUGGAAAGUUCUGCCCUCACCGUUCUGCAUGCAAGCGGUUGAUAUCAAUGAACAUGCCCCUGAACAGCGACGGCACGGUCACCUUCAACGCCACCCUGUUUGCCCUGGUCAGGACCGCGCUCCAUAUCAAGACCGAGGGUAACUUUGAGCAAUCCAAUGAGGAGCUGCGGGCCAUCAUCAAGAAGAUCUGGAAGCGCACGAGCAUGAAGCUGCUGGACCAGGUCAUUCCCCCGAUCGGAGAGGAUGAGGUGACUGUGGGGAAGUUCUACGCCACCUUCCUCAUACAGGACCACUUCCGCAAGUUCAUGAAGCAGCAGGAAGAGUACUACGGCUACCGGCCCACCAAGAAGAACAAGGAUGCCCCCGAGAUACAGGCUGGUCUGCGCAGCAUCGAGGAGGAGGCAGCUCCAGAGCUCCACAGGGCCAUCUCUGGGGACCUGCUGCCAGAGGAGGAGCUGGAACAUGAGGAGGGUGGCGAGGAGGGCAUCUACAGGAGGACCGGGGGCCUGUUUGGGGACCACGUGGACCCCUUCAGUAUCGAGCCCAGUAGCCCCCUGCCCACCCAGGUGACCAGCCAGCGGCCCCUGCAGUUUUCGGACAGCCGUCCCGAGGACAUCGAGUCCCCCCCAGACUCUGUCUUCCUGCCCAACACAGAGUUCUUUCCCAUGGUGCCCCCGAAAAGCAACACCAACAACAACAACUUGAACAACAACGCAAUGCCCGGGUUUACGUAUGAAAGGGAAGGAAGCUCGGAGCUCUUCCCAGCUGACAGCAGCACCUGUUUCAGUGAGGACUUAGAGAGCUGCACAGGCUACCCCCCAUUGGCCCCCCGGCGUGGCUCCGCCCUCACGGACAGCAGCGAUAGGCUCUUCUCAGAGGUGGUGAGGACCAACACCACCCAGUACCCUUAUGUCCCCAGCAGGCGCAGAGCUAGGAAAUCAUGUGACUCCCAGCAGCCAAUGGGACAGGAUCCUGUUCCUGCUACUGACCAGCUGAUACAGGAGAUGUUGGUGGAAGGAGGUCUGGGCAGCCUGGCGCAAAAUCCUAAGUUUGUGUCGGAGACGAAGCAGGAAAUGGCGGAAGCCCUCCUCAUCGACGUGGUUGACAUAGAGUCGGCAGCCAGAGCCCUCCUCAACGGCCGCGCGGGACGCGUGGUCCAGCGGAAGAGGCGCCCCAUCCCGACACCUCCUGGCCCCACCCCGGCCCCUCCGCCCUCACAGCUCCCGGGGGCCAGAGGCAACCCAUAGGCUCCGUUGUCAUGUCGCUGCCUCUGUGACAUCAUAACUGACAAGGCUUUGUAGGUGACAUCACAGGAUAGUAAAGCCUGACUGGUUACCUUGGACAGGAAAUGAGCCCUGAUUGGCUGACUCGACCCUGUUUUAAGAUGUUGACUGCAGUUGUAUUUUAAGCAAACUUGAGACAUAAACUCUUACGACUUCGUACCUCAGAUUACAGAAAAAGACCCCCCUUACACCAGCAAAAACGUGUCUUUCCAUGAUCCCCUGCCCAUAAGGCAUAGAUUUAUUUAACAAAAUAAAAAGGUAAAUUAAGACAAGAAAA